GCAUGGCUCUGCUGUCGGGAGAGUGAGUGCGGGGACAAAGCAGCGGCGUUCACUUGUGACUGCACCUUCAUCACCUUCAUCACCUUCAUCACAACCAGCACCGCUGUCAUCUUCAUCUUCAUCUUCACCAGCCUCGGUGAAGGACUCGGGAGGAUGGACAUAGAGCAGAGGACGAAUGGGUUCGACUACCCGGAAAGAAACAACAGCAAGUCCGUCAACGGUUUUUACACAGAGCAGAUGCUGGAGUCUGAACACAACGGCAGCAUGGAUGCAAUCAAUGAAAGUAAUCUAGAUGAUCCAGCUGACCAGCGUACUUGCCUUAUCUGUGGAGACCGUGCCACAGGUUUGCACUAUGGCAUCAUCUCGUGUGAAGGCUGCAAGGGCUUCUUCAAGCGCAGCAUCUGCAACAAGCGUGUGUACCGCUGCAGCCGCGACAAGAACUGCGAGAUGUCACGCAAACAGCGCAACCGCUGCCAGUACUGCCGUCUGCUCAAGUGUCUGCAAAUGGGGAUGAACCGCAAAGCGAUCAGGGAGGAUGGAAUGCCUGGAGGGAGGAACAAAAGCAUCGGGCCUGUUCAGAUCACAGAAGAGGAGAUAGAGCGGAUCAUGUCAGGACAGGAGUUUAAGGAGGACGCCCCAGACCACACCUGGGGUAACAACGGUGACAGCGACCACAGCUCCCCCAGCAACGGAGCCUCUGAGGGCAACCAGCCAUCGCCUGCCUCCACUCUGUCAUCCAACCGCUCUGUGGAAAUGAAUGGCUACACAGCGGCCCUCAGGGACCAUUACAUCAACACCUCCAUGUCCACACACUACCAGCUCCUGCCUCACCUGUUCAGCUACGCCGCUCAGUCCGGCCUGCUGGCCCCGCAGCCCCGCAGCCUCUACCCACAGUCCCACCCACUGGUGCUGCAGCUGGUGGCGGCCGAAGACCUGGCCCCGCUGGCCACGCCCAUGCUCAUCGAGGACGGCUACAAAGUGACACAGGUGGAGCUGUUCGCUCUGCUGUGUCGCCUGGCAGAUGAGCUGCUCUUCCGCCAGAUCUCCUGGAUCAAGAAGCUGCCGUUCUUCUGCGAGCUCUCCAUAGAGGACUACACCUGCCUGCUCAGCUCCACCUGGCAGGAGCUGAUCCUGCUCUCCUGCCUGACUAUCUACAGUGCCCAGAUCUUUGGUGACCUGGCCGACAUCACUGCCAAGUACACGCCGACUGAUGAUGAGCUGCAGGGCUUCAGUGAGGAUGGCAUGGAGGUCAUGGAGAGGUUGAUAUAUUUGUUCCGCAAGUUCCACCAACUGAAGAUCAGUAAUGAGGAGUACGCCUGUAUGAAAGCCAUCAACUUCCUCAACCAAGAUAUCAGAGGACUGUCCAACACCUCCCAGCUCGAGCAGCUGAACAAGCGCUACUGGUAUGUGUGUCAGGACUACACGGAGUACAAGUACCCACACCAGCCCAAGCGCUUCCCUGAGAUCAUGAUGUGUCUGCCGGAGAUCCGCUGCAUUGCAGGCAAGUUGGUGAAUGUUCCUCUGGAGCAGCUCCCGCUAUUGUUCAAAGCAGUCUUGCACUCCUGCAAAUCCAGCCUGACCAGCUACAGGACUGGCCCGUUGCCCAGCAUAACCACCUCUGCCGGAAACUAGGACCCAAACCCAAACCCCCCACGACCCCCGCCUGUUGGGGG
Solea senegalensis (Senegalese sole) is the source of this 1673-nucleotide messenger RNA. RefSeq names its product nuclear receptor subfamily 6 group A member 1-A-like. Gene Ontology annotation, molecular function: sequence-specific DNA binding; DNA-binding transcription factor activity; zinc ion binding. The transcript is spliced from 11 exons. NCBI's taxonomy places the organism in Eukaryota, Metazoa, Chordata, Actinopteri, Pleuronectiformes, Soleidae. Gene Ontology annotation, biological process: regulation of DNA-templated transcription. Bases 154 to 1632 code for a protein of 492 amino acids. The record is from RefSeq and is a predicted model, not a curated record.